AUGCCUUCCAGCAACAGUACCCCAGACCCUUCUCCCUCUCCUCCCGUGGAGGUCAAGAAUCCUCACACUGGAAUUAUCAAUCACGAUCUCAUCAAAGAGGGCUCUAUUCAGAUCACCAUGUCUCAGAACAGCUCUGCCCCCAGCACCCCUUCCAGCACUGCUUCUCCCGGAGAACCGACAGCUGUUGCUGACCCUUCUAACACCAUGAACGGCCCCAAGCAGAGUGCCAACAAGGUCUGUCGUUGUGGCUGCGUUUGCCAGGAGGUCUGCCGAUCCGACGACUACUACUGCGAUCCAUGCAUUGAAGCACGACACGACUACCUCCCCCCUGGUCUUGAUAAGUCAGGCUAG
Molecule: messenger RNA, 351 nt
Organism: Fusarium tjaetaba
Lineage: Eukaryota; Fungi; Ascomycota; Sordariomycetes; Hypocreales; Nectriaceae
Exons: 2
Coding region: 1-351 (116 amino acids)
Source: RefSeq, a predicted model, not a curated record